This is a messenger RNA of Prorocentrum cordatum, 1879 nucleotides long. NCBI's taxonomy places the organism in Eukaryota, Dinophyceae, Prorocentrales, Prorocentraceae. The record is from the annotation of a GenBank genome assembly.
AGGACACCCCUGCAUCCAAGCGGAAUCCGUAGCCCUUUAGACUCAAACCAUCCUGGCGCACCUCGGACUCGCGCAGUCCUUCUGAGUGCAGUUUCCCAUCCGCUACCGGUCUCUGUCGUGCCCGCUCCGAGGGGAUGGCGCCCUCCAUGCGCGCGCUGCUUCCUCUGGCCCUCGUUUGCUGCCAGGCGGCCGCCCUGACCACAAGCAAGCCCCGUGUGCGGACCAGGACGAAGACGCUGGUGGCGACCAUGGUCUUCCCAGACGACGAAAUCCCGGUCGACCUCAUGAUGGAGCACCACCUCCGAAUGGUAAGCAGCAAUAUGAGCAUCCUUCAGGGGGCCAUCAUCGACAACCGACCACCGUGGGGCGAGAUGAAGAGCAACCAAGAGCCUCUGCUGGGACGCUACAGGCGCUCUCAGGACGGCACGGGCGUUGUCAGGGUGAAGAGGGUGGACUAUUCCAACUUGUCUACCCUCAUCACCCGAUUCUUCAGCUCCGAAGAGAUCAGCUUGCAUGCCAAGACCGUCAAUCUCGCGGCGGACAUGCCAACCAACGUUUCGAAGCUCGACGAGAAGGCCAACGCCGCCCGCAUGUUGGGCAUGCUGAACUUCCUGGAACUUUGCGCAGAUGCGGAGGCCGACGUGGAUCUGUGCAUCUACAUGGACUCCACAACGUUUGUGCACCGCUCGAACGACACUGGGAUUGUUGAGCAGGCUGUCAAGGUGUUCCAGCAAAACCCCCAGGCUGUGGUGCUGAACCCGCCGGACAUGUGCACUUACACGAAGGCCACGCAGAACAGCGUGUGCAAGGCCGGCAACGUCACCAGCGGGAUCAACCACGGUUUCUUCGUGGUCAACCGCGACCGUUUCGAGGGCUUCGCGCCCAUGCCUGUGGAGUCGGUGGGCCUGGGCAGCGUCUUCGAGGAAUUGCUGGCCGAGGGGCUGACCAAGGGCGGCGUGGAGGGCCCCGUGAAGCAGAUCCGGUGCGGCGGCGCCUUCGCCAUCCACCCGUACGACACCAGCCUGGGCAGGUACGCCUGCAGCUCCCAGAGGCAGCUCGGGCUGUCUGCGCACUCGCAGGCCGCGACGAGCAGGGCCGGCUCGGCGCGGGACGCGGGCAUCUUCUCUGAGGACUACGCGCGCUUCCCAGGGGGCGGGCUGCGUGCCAAGGGCCUGGCGGCGCUUAUCGAGCGCUUCGAGGCGGGCAAGUUUCCCGAGGCUAAGCCCAUGGACAGUCUCACCAACAAGUGCAACAACAUGUGCCCCUCGAAGGAGCGCAUCAGGGACGGUCUGGCGUGGUGAGGUCCGCUGCUGGGCGUGUCCCUCACGAAGAGGGUAGCGGAGGAAAUGGAUCUUUCGAGUGAGGAGCAGCUGCAUAAGCAUAAACGUUUGGGAGUCAGCGCAGAUCGCUUGGAUGGGCGCGGGACCCCCCUCCCGAGCGCGCCAGGGGUGGCUCCGAAGGCGCCGCGAGGGGCUCCAGCGCCGAUCCACGUAAUCCGCGCGGGCCUCCGAAAGAUUGCGGUUACAGUCAGCCCGCAUCGUAAGGAUGAGCGACUUUCCAAGGUUGCCCGUGCAUCCUUGCCCUUCGGCCCAUCCUCGGCCGCUUUCGCUGGCCGCGCCCGCCCCGCUCGCAGAGUGUCGACACGGCCUUCCAGGGUCCGUGCAUCCGUAUCGUGUGCGCUUAGUGCACGGGUUGACUGUGCUCUGUCUCCCGUCCUCCCAUGCUUGCUCGUUCGUGUACGUUUUGUUAUUUUGUUUGGUGCUGCGGCACUCCUGGCAUUCCGACCACGCUCUCGCAGGCCCCGGGGGGCCACAGCAGCGGGCAUGACUUCGCGCGUGCUGGAGCGCGCCGCGCCGUACGUAUCCUGUCCGGCGGGGAA